Molecule: messenger RNA, 4764 nt
Organism: Callorhinchus milii (elephant shark)
Lineage: Eukaryota; Metazoa; Chordata; Chondrichthyes; Chimaeriformes; Callorhinchidae
Gene: zbtb2b
Product: zinc finger and BTB domain containing 2b
Exons: 3
Coding region: 37-1614 (525 amino acids)
Biological process (GO): regulation of transcription by RNA polymerase II
Cellular component (GO): nucleus
Molecular function (GO): protein binding; DNA-binding transcription factor activity, RNA polymerase II-specific; RNA polymerase II cis-regulatory region sequence-specific DNA binding
Source: RefSeq, a predicted model, not a curated record
AAAAAAAAGUCUCAAAUCCAGCCCCAGGAUCUAAAUAUGGAACUGGCUAACCAUGGUCUUAUCCUGCUACAGCAGCUCAAUGCUCAACGGGAAUUUGGCUUCCUGUGUGACUGCACAGUGGCUAUAGGUGAUGUCUAUUUCAAGGCACAUAAAGCAGUCCUAGCUUCUUUUUCCAAUUACUUCAAAAUGCUUUUUAUUCAUCAGACCAGCGACUGUGUCCGUCUGAAACCAACAGAUAUUCAACCAGAUAUCUUUAGCUACCUCCUGCAUUUAAUGUACACUGGGAAGAUGGCUCCGCAGAUCAUUGAUCCUGUUCGUCUUGAACAAGGAAUUAAGUUUCUGCAUGCUUAUCCGCUAGUUCAAGAAGCCAGCCUUGCCAGCCAUGGAGCCGUUCCUCGUCCUGAUCAAGUGUUUGCAUGGACAUCGUCACUGUAUGGCAUUCAGAUUGCAGAUAAUCAAAUUUCGCCUCAUGGCAGAUUGUCUGCAACUGGAGAAAAGUCUGUGCGAGAAUCCAGGUCUCAAACACACUCAUCACGGAUGGAUCAGGAUCGCGUUUCAGAAGGGAGUCAACAGCAUCCCCAGGGCACACCUAUUAUCCAACCAUCUCAGCAUAUUGGGCAGUCAUCUUUGACAUCCUCAGGCACACUGCAAGCACAAAUCCCUCCACUUGGUUCACAAUCUGUGGAGGAACGAUGUGAAAAUAUUCCUCCUCUAGAUGGGCAGCCUGAAAUUCAUGCAGUAGCUCACGUUAAGCCUAGCAUAAUGAAGAAGAAUAGUGGUUUUCCAAAGUUUUAUGUCUGCCAUCUAUGUGGUCGUCGUUUCACGCUUCGAAGCAGCCUGCGUGAACAUUUGCAGCUUCACACAGGGAUGUCACUUCCUGUUAGCAAUCAACCAGGAUUAAAUAUGUCUAAUCUGCUGGGCCAAUCUGAGUCUAUUGAACCCAGUAAAGAUCCUGAGGAAAUAAUACCUGAAGCAGAAGUAAUCAGUGACAGUGAGCUGCCACAGAAAAAUGAUUCACCAAUGACGGAUGGACAGCAGCAGGCAGAAACACCACCACCAUCAGACAUUGCGGAUAUUGAUAACCUAGAGCUAGGAGAUCAAGAUAGGGAGGUAAAAAGACGAAAGUAUGAGUGCUCCAUCUGUGGCCGUAAGUUCAUACAGAAAAGCCACUGGCGAGAACAUAUGUAUAUUCACACAGGCAAACCAUAUAAGUGCAGUACUUGUGAUAAAACAUUCUGUAGGGCCAACCAGGCUGCUAGGCAUGUGUGCCUUAACCAGAACUCUGAUACCUUUAUGAUGGUGGAUAAUAAGCAAACCGUGAUUGGGGAAGGGUCUUCAGAAGAAAAUAACCAGUCAUUAAUGGAUCCUAUGUACCUUCCAACAAAUCAAUCGUACAAGUGCAAUCUGUGUGAUAAAAGCUUCUCUAGUGCUAGCGAAGCUGUUAGGCAUUCAUGUCAAAACCAGAACUCGGAUACAUUUGUGUUGAUGGAAACUCAGUCAGCAGUUCGAGGGGAGGGUUCAUCAGAGGCUUGUGAAGUGACAGAAACUAACCAGUCACUGAAGCUGGAGACCAUGUCAAAUGAGGAGGAUGUUCAGGCAGUUCUAGUAGAUUAAAAACUAUGCCCAUUUACUUACUUAUCAGUGUGUUUCUUAUAAUAUACAAGAUUAAUAGUUGCUAGAUACAACCGGAUGUUUAUUUUCAAAGUCCAUUCUAGGCUUUCUUUUUGAUAAAAAUGUAUAAUAAUUUGUUACUUGAGGAUUUUGUUACUUUAAGAUAAAAAUUAAGUCAGUGUUUGCAUCAGAAUUUGGAUUACGUAGCCCCUGUCAAUCAUGAACUGCUUUGGGACCACAUUAGUAGUGUUCAUCUAGUUACUAAAGGAAACCAAAGUAUGUUGGUCUGCGUUUCUUGCAAUAGUGUCCUCUUAUGAGUAAAUCUCCCUUUGAAAGUGACUGGAACGGGAAAUUACAUCAUGGUGUCCUGGAUUCAUAGGUGUUACAACAUCAUUGUAUGCAUAUGCCCGUUGAGGUUUUUAUCCUUCCAGCCUUUCUCAAAGUGACUGCUGAGUCAAAGAAACAAAUUCCAAUAGAGUUACAUGAGGCAUAUAUUCAAACCAAACGGGACCGGUGUACCCCCAUUUGAAUUAAGCAUCAGUGACUGACAGUUUCAAGGGUUACUGUGCAGCUACUGAUUUUCUAGAAUUAAGUGAAAAUUUAUUUUAAUCUGAGGUGAAGAAACAAGAUGCAAGAACUGUUGAUAAAUGUUAUGCUUCAUAGAUUACAGUAUCAAACUAUCACUGAGUAGGCCACAAUGUUGCAAGAAUACUGUACCACCAGUGGCUAAUUGUAAAAUGUACAGGUAGACCGUGAUUAUUGUUGAACCAAUAAUGAAAUCCACAUUGAAGACUUAAUCCAGGGUAUAAUCAUUUACAACAUUAUCUCCCAAAAGAUUAAUUCAGGCAAUGGUUUUUAAAAAAAAUGAGUGAACCUGGGACCAGGUGUUAUGCCAAAAAAAAUUACAAUUCUUGUGUCAACCAGGAUUCCCUUUUAUGAGUGUGUCAUAUACAUGAAAAAUAUUUCACAGGUAGAAUGUUUGAUAUGGUGUUAAAUACAAUUUGCUCGCAUAAGGAAAUGCAAAUGCUUUCUUCAUUUUCAAGAAACAUCUUCCAAUGUGAUAGAGCAAAGAUGUGCCGUUGUUUGGUGCUCCACACUGUUAGCCUCUUCACUUGUAUAAUCUUGUUUUAAAUUUGUUCAGUGUAAAUCUAAAUAUCACUUUUACCUCACUUAUUUACAAUUUGCUCUUUGACAUGUCCAUGUAAUCUGCUUUCAGGAGAAGAAAAGAAACUUAAGAACAUCUAUGCAUGCUGACUUCAAAUUAGUAGCAUUAGUAAUGUUAGCUUGUUUUACCGAAAUAGUAGAUACAUUAUUUAUUCUGUGAUGUAUGUCUAAACAUUUGUAGCGUUUUUAAUAAAUGUUGAAUUUUUUAAGCUAAAACAACCAUCAACAAAAAAAACUUUCCUUUUAUUAUAUUGCGGAUUAACUUGAUGUACCAUAGACUAGUAAAUUGCAAAUAUUAACAUUGCUGUCUGAAGGAAAAGGGUUGUAUGCUGGGAAAAGAAUAUGUCAAAUUUGGUCCAGGAUUCAAUAUAUUUUACUUACAAAGUAAGUGUGCACACAUACCAAAAAUAGUAAAACUCAUACUGUAAAUGUAUCGGCAAUUUAUUAGCUUUGUCCAUUAGGUAAUGUGUGCAAAAGAGUAAUCUAGGUUGUAUGGAACAGAAGUGACAGUUUUUCGUAUCAUGUCAUGUUGAAGUUGAGGAAGCUUUAUCAGAAAUAUGCUCUUGACUCUUUAACUAUCUCAGUUACCCAUUUUUAUUUGCAGUAUUGUACAUUAACUUCAGUACAAUAACAUUAGUUAAACUAGAUAGUAUCAAUAGUAUUGCAAUGCCCUUAUGUUAGACAUUCACUUAAAACAUCAUCUGAAGUACAUUUUAUAAGCCGCAAUAGUAAGCAUUAAAAUGCCAGGAAAAAGGGUCUCAUUUGAAAUUGGUUAUAAAGAGUUACACAAGGCUGAUGUAUUCAGAAUCGUUACUUGUAAAUGCUGUUGUGUUGCAAGAUAUGUAAAAUCCCAUAGUAUAAUGUUUCUUUUUACUGUUUAUUAAUUGUAGCUUUUGCCUCUACAGUUAUUAACACACUCUCAGCUGAGUAAACCAUCAGUGCUGAGAUGUACUUAGUUGUUACUUCCAAACUUAAACUCCUAAAACAUACAAUGAGGAUAGUUGAGAAAAUUAAUGUUUAUAACUUACUCUGUAUUAUUGUAAAUGAUAGGCUUACUACAGUAGGGUUGGUAUUUAAAAGUAAAACAAAUUACAACUGCCUUAAAAUAUUUAAUAAAGCAUAAACAUGAUAUUCGGUGUCAAACCCAUUUUCUUUUUUGCAUUAACUAAAGUUUUUAAAUAAAGUGUGAAUUUAAAAACUGAAUUUUAUGGGACAUGUUUCAAGGGAAAGAAGUAAUGUAUUUCAGAUUUGUAUUGCCCCAAAUGAGGAAAGUACAUUCCUUCACUUAUGUGAACAAGAAUCGAUAGACUAGAGCUUGAUGUUUUGACCAAAACAAAAUAAAAGCUAGCCAUAGAUGUUUAAUUGGGAGGGGGCUGUGGAGGGGGUGGGAGGAGGAGGAGAGGAAAAUGCAGGCGUACGAUUUUCUUUUGGUAUGAAAUGGCUCUUUUAAGAUGAUCAUGAUUUAAAAUAUUCAGAAUAGUGGUUGGACUUUACUUGAAUUUCAAACUGCAAAGGGUAAGAGCAUUGUUUUCUGUGACAUCACCUGCAUUAGCACUCCUUACAAGCAGCAUCGAGAUUUGAAAUGCAUCAUUCAGUGUUGCCUUUUUUUGUAAUGAUUUUUUUUUAAAAAAAGUUGCUAUCCAGUUCAUUGGUUUAGGUUGGGAUUUGUUUGACGAAGCACAUAUAUAGUUUUCAUCCCCCCUGUACAGCAAUAAACUACAGAUUAAUUUUUUUAAAAAGACUUGUACAUGCAUGCUUUGUCAAUUGGCCCAUAAGACUGAGCUUCAGCCUUACUCUUACGUCAUUUAGUAUUUCUAUUUAGUCCUUUAUCUAACCUGAAUAUACACUGCACCUGUAUUUCAGUUCUGAUUCCAUGCAACAACUUCACUGUUAAAUCAAAAAUCUUGUUAGUUAAUAUUUGUACAAUGUGUAAUAUAAUGCUGCCGAUACCAAAGACUUGAAUAAAACGAGCUUGGUAGGAACUGGAAA